AUGCGGAGCAUCGAAGAGGAGGGCGCGCCCGAAUAUGAACUCCCACCUCGCGAGUACCGCACUGCGGCAUUUGCUCGAAUGGCAGCACGAAGACAAUCGACCAUGUCAAGGCUGGGAUCUAGGCUUCUUCCAAAUUCAGUCAUUCGUGGACUUCUCAACAGUCAAGAAGAGACUCCGGCGGAAGGACAUGCACAUCGACAUGGCCUAGUUCCUAUGCCCAUCCCAAGAUCCGAGACUGCCCACACAUCCGGUCGGUUUAGUGCGUUCAAUUCACUUAGCUCUAGAGGAAUUACUCGACGCAGAUCUGCUCGUGCGCCAUAUUUUAUUCCACCCCGCGCGGAGUCUGUUGGAAUUCCAGAUGCACCAGCAAACCCGCCAUUCAUCGACUCUCCCUCUCAAAUACCCGAGCCCACAAGAGCAUCCUGGCGCCGUAGUGUCAGGCUACAACGCAUGCGCCAUUCGAUUUCAUCUCCCAUUUCUCACAUGUUCGGCCAGCCACACUCGGAUUUGCGGCCGCACGGAAGCCCGGAAUUACAAAUGUCAGAUCCCUUAUUUGAUGAUAGGGCUAUGGACACGCGUCUGGACUUCGGCGAGCCCCCUCACGAACUGGAUUCGGUAGAGCCAGCCAUCCAGGCUGGGAGACCAGCAACUGCUUCAUCUUCCACCCAGCCAAGUCCUGCUUUGAUGCGCCGGUUGCCCGGGAUUAUCCGAGCAAGAUCAUCCAGGGUCCUGCGACGAGAGGAGCAAACACCUCUGUCAAGGGUUCUUCAGCUUGCCGCAUCCGCAAUUGCAGCUCAGUUAUCCGGCACUGCCGGUCCAGCGUUGCCUGAUAUCCAGGCAUUGGGCAAUGACGGGUUAGAUGGCUCUUUGGAGAACUUCAUCCAGAGUUUGCAGCAUGCAACUUCUACACAGGCUCAGCCGCAUACAACAGGAGAAGGGCCGAGCGAUACUGCAAACGAAGCACCCUCACAUCCUGUCAAUUUCUUGCGUGUAUUCCGAUUUGCCAAUUCAGAAUCUCCAGCAGGCCCAGGCGCUUCAGGACAGAGCGCGAAUGGUAUCGGCGAACGUGGGACCCAAACGGAUGGAAUGGACAUUGACGAGCCUGCCGAAGGUGAAGGACGAACUGUUACACUGGUCGUUGUUGGAGUUCGGUCCGUGCCGGCUGGAAACGGAGGUCAUAAUGAGCACCAACAUCCUCCAAGUCCGGGGCCCGGUCUAGAUGCCCUGCUCGGGCUACCAUUUUUGCCACCUAAUACUAUCCCACGGCCCCAAGAUGCCACUGGUGAACCUAGCCAACGAGGCGAUGCCAUGCAGGAGUACACGCCCCGGCCGGAACUACAGAAUUUCCACGCCCGUCAGUCCCCAAUGCCUUUAGAAGAAUGUCUGACACCGGGCCCCGUGCUGCAUUCCCAUCCUAUCAUCCUUCUGGUUUCUCCGAAAGCCCCCCCGGGACCGCACCCACCUCCAUCAACCCCAGCUGAACAGGGGUUGUCUGCUUUAUCCUCCGGCACUUCGACUCCGAGCCGUAGACCAUCCUCUGCUUCAGCAAUUGCUCCAGAUACUCUACCCCAUCUCCAUGAAGGCCGGGAAAUGCAACCGACGGCUGAGACUUUGGAAGAGCCCGCGACAUUGAAUACCGCUCGUCAGCGACGCCGAAGCGAUUCUGAGUAUGCUCGUCAUCGGGCCCUCGGCUCUGGCGCUGUUCGACGCAAUGGCAUGGUUGAGCCCGAUCAACCUCCACCAAGCGGAGGUCGCAGUUGGUUAAUCUAUGUUGUUGGAACCAACCUCUCCGAAAAUCACCCGGCUUUGACCACACCAAGCCUUUUCACCGAUCCAAACCCCCCCGUCGCCUCCCAAACCGACGUCAACUCCGCCGGCGGACUAUUCCGUCUUGUCGAAUAUGCAGGUUCAUUGGUCGCCGAAGCCGUGGAAGGCGCUGGUACCAUUCAAAUUCAAGACGGGGAGCGUUGUUUGAUCUGCUUGAGUGAUUAUGAAGUGGCCGAGGAAGUUCGAGAGCUGGGUAAAUGCAAGCAUGUCUUCCACAAGGACUGCAUAGACCAGUGGUUAACCACCGGGAGAAACUCUUGUCCUCUUUGCCGAGGUCAGGGUGUCAACGAAACCCCCAGAAACGACUCCAACACCCAAAACUCGCCGCCCAAUCCUGCAUCUGCACCUGCACCUGCUCCUGGUCUAGAUGGCACAGCCGUAUGA
Molecule: messenger RNA, 2211 nt
Organism: Penicillium mononematosum
Lineage: Eukaryota; Fungi; Ascomycota; Eurotiomycetes; Eurotiales; Aspergillaceae
Product: RING-H2 finger protein
Exons: 4
Coding region: 1-2211 (736 amino acids)
Biological process (GO): protein ubiquitination
Molecular function (GO): ubiquitin protein ligase activity
Source: RefSeq, a predicted model, not a curated record